Messenger RNA from Stomoxys calcitrans (stable fly), 1495 nucleotides. RefSeq lists its product as uncharacterized. Lineage: Eukaryota; Metazoa; Arthropoda; Insecta; Diptera; Muscidae. The transcript is spliced from 2 exons. The record is from RefSeq and is a predicted model, not a curated record. Bases 48 to 1265 code for a protein of 405 amino acids.
CAAAUUUUUAGUUCGUUUUUAACAGUCGUACGCUAAACAGCAACAUUAUGUCCCACAUACCGAGCUGGAUAGAGCCAAAAAUUUUUGAAAAAGUUCUUCAACAAACCGUGCCUAAAUAUAAGGAGAUCAAAUCGUUUAAGGUCUACGAUGCCUUGGGACCGGGAGAAAAUUAUGUUGCGAUUGCCCUUAAGGUGCAGAUAAAGGUGAUGUUAACCGAUUAUUCGCUGCACACGCAAUCGUACUUUCUCAAGAUAGCCCACGAUACAGAUCUGUACCAUAAUGUGAUGUACAAAUGGAAUGUCUUCAACAAAGAAACGGAAGUCUAUCGCCACUUCAUACCCGACUUUGAGCAAAUGUAUCGCGAUGUAGGUGUGGAGGUUCGCUUUGGUCCUAAAAUUUAUGAACUGCCCGUCGAGCAUGAGUAUCUGCUGUUGGAGGACCUUAAUUCGCUGCAAUUUCGAAAUGUCAAUCGACAAAAUUCUCUCGAUUCGCAUCAUAUCAAAUUUAUGUUGAAAAAGUUGGCACAAUGGCAUGCCGCCUCGGCAGUUCGCGUUGAGCGAAAGGGACCCUAUAACGAUAUUUAUCUGAAGGGUUCCAUUAAUCCUGAUGGCGAACCAUUGGUGCGUGCCAUUGGUGGCACAGCCAUUCAGAAUGUUAUAAAAGCUGUAAAGGAUAUGAAGAACAAGGAUAUUUACUACAAGAAACUGCUAAAAAUGAGUGAAGGGUAUGCUGAUUUCCUGCUGCAAAACGUAGAACACAAUCCUAAUCAGUUUAAUGUUCUUAACCAUGGUGAUUUCUGGUGUAACAACAUGAUGUUCCAAUACGAUGAGAACAAAAAGAUCAACGAUGCCUACAUUAUUGAUUAUCAAAUGCUGCGUUAUGCCUCACCGGGAGAUGAUCUCAUUUACUUUUAUGUUACCUCAGUUCAAUUGGAUUUGAAAGUGUCCCGUUUCGAUGAGUUCGUAAAGUAUUAUCACGAUAAUCUGAUUGACAAUUUGAAAUUGUUGAAAUAUUCGAAGCCAUUGCCCUCGCUGGGAGAAAUACAUAAAAUGAUUUAUGAAGCCAAAGCUUAUGGUACUUUUGCCGCCUUUAGUAUAAUGCCUGCUGCAUUGGCAAAUCCUGUGGAAUCUGCAACAUUGGACAAUCUUGUGGGUGAUUCCGAGGAAAGCGUUGAGGCAAAGGCUCUCGUGCUUAAAGAAGAGCGUAUACAAAAACAUUUGGAAGUUACCCUACCUUGGAUGUACUACAAGGGAUAUUUUGAUUGAUGUUAUCAACUGACAACCGAAACCAGUUAUUUGCCAAAGGACAAUUCCCGUCCUUGUUUUCUUUAAUGUUUCGCUAUACAGAAAUGUUCAUUGGAAACGAGGUUACCUCUUUACAUUCAUGAUAUUUCCAAUUCUCUGGGAUUUUAAAUAUUAAAAAAAGUUAUCCAUUAUUUUUAUUAGAUUUAUUGUUAUAUAAAUAAAGAUUGAAAUUUUUUGUUGAGAUCUGAUGA